GAUAUUGAACUUUACCGUUAUCCUUAUAACAACUAUCUAUAAGGUUGAGUUUUGUAGACAUACCAUAUAUUAACAUUACAUUUAAUAUUAGUAUUAGUAGUUUAGAAAACCGUAUAAGGGUAUAACAAAGAUGUCAAGGAAACGUCUGAAAUUUAGACUCAACCCGACUUAUUUCUAAAACUUAGUUGCAGUUUCUAUUUAUAUAUAGUAUAUGAGUGCUAUUUUUAUCUACAAAUCAUUACUGGGGUACAUACCAAGAACUACAAUGACAGUUUUUAUUCAACUUCCGUGAACAUAACCACUAAAGUUAACGACUUAUGUUUUAACAAUGGCUUCAAUAAACAAAAGAUCAUGGAAAUUCCAGGAUUUUAUGGCACACAAUGCAAACGUCAACUGCUUAGCUUUGGGGCACAAAUCUGGACGUGUAAUGGUCACAGGGGGAGAUGAUAAGAAGGUUAACCUAUGGGCCAUUGGUAAACAGAGCUGUUUUAUGAGUUUAAGUGGCCAUACAACGCCAAUAGACUGUGUACAAUUCAAUCAACUAGAAGAAUUAGUGUGUGCGGGAUCUAGAGCUGGAGCACUUAAAGUAUGGGACUUGGAAGCUGCAAAAUUAGUACGAACAUUAAACGGUCAUAAGUACGCAAUAAAAUGUAUAGAUUUCCACCCAUACGGUGAUUUUUUGGUGUCCGGAAGUGCCGAUAGUUCCAUCAAAAUAUGGGAUACAAGAAAGAAAGGUGUUAUAUAUACCUACAAUGGACACAAAGGUACUGUUAACAGUGUCAAAUUUAGCCCUGAUGGCCAGUGGAUUGCGACUGGCGGUGAGGACUCUACAAUUAAAAUAUGGGAUGUAAGAGUCGGACGUGUUUUAAAAGAAUUUCAAGACCACAUGAAUCCAGUUACAUGCGUAGAGUUCCAUCCUCAUGAAUUCUUAUUAGCGAGCGGAAGUGUUGAUCGAUCAGUACUUUUCUUUGAUUUAGAAAACUUCAACUUAGUGUCUAGUGAAUGUGAUUUAGGUGCGGUGAGGUGUCUAUGUUUUAAUCCGGAUGGUGAAUGUUUGUUUACGGGAACUAGGGACUAUUUGAAAAUUGUCGGAUGGGAGCCAAACAGACUGUACGACUCUAUCCCCGUAUAUUGGGGAAGGGUUAGUGAUAUAUCUACAGCUUCAAAUCAGUUGGUGGGAGCUUCCUUCCAUCUCACCAACGUCCAAGUGUACGUGGUGGACCUGAAGAAGUGCAAACCCUUCGGCACCUCCUCCAUAGACAACGCACCUAGUCCCUUCACGCCACACCAGAGCAUUAGGAAGAGUUUUUCCAAGGCCGACCGACCGCCUAGCCUGAAGACCCGCACGCUGGAUGUGAAGACCAUCGAGGAGAGUACUUCCGGCACAGACCCGGAGGAGGAGUCUACAGCGGACAUCACGAAUCUCAAGGACUACCACGAGAUCUUCAGGGGCCGUGGGUUGCAAAGGACGCCUCCGCCAGAACCCGAACCAUUUCAAGAACCAGAAAGAGAUAAUUGUGAUCCUGCCACACCACAGAUAUUAAGCAACAUAAACUCUGACAGUUUCGAGGCUCUCUCAUUAGACAACACAGUGAACAACUACAGAAACUCGCCCCCACCCGCCAUCAGUACUAAUAAAUAUUCCCGAUCCAAGUCCAACCUUGACCAAGUAUACGUAAGUAGGUUAGUGAAGCAGCAGAAUCGAGAGAACAUCCUGCCUAACAUAAACAAGACGAAACCUGUGGCAAAAUUUGCCCUCCAAAGGCAGAGCAGUUGUAAGGAUGUCCCAGAGGCUGCGCCAAAGACUGUCAGUAUUAAGCAUAGUGUUUCCGAAGCGAAUAUCAAUAAUGGAUCGGUGACCUCUAGGAGUGCAUCUAGGAAAAACUCAUUUUCCAGACCUAGUCGAAACUCAAGCGUACCUAACGUAUCUAAGAUACCAAACUUAAACAGUGCCAGAACAAUUGAAAGAAGCACGGGAAAAUCGCUUCCAGUCAGUAAUGCCCCUGUCGAUAUUUAUGUCAGUUCAAAAAUUUCUCCGGAGGAAAGGCCUGCGGAGGAGGACGAAUUUGUACCCGUGUCCAUUGACAAACCUGUAGGAUUAGACUUAGACGACUUUUUACCUAAAAACCACAAUACAAUGGGUUUCCAGCAGCAGUUAUCUGACAUGUCAGAGGCGGAAGUACUGGGUGUUAUUAUGAGAGGCCAUGAGCCCAUGAUGGGCAUCCUGUCGACUCGACAAAGGAGCCUGAAACUAGUCGUAGCUCAAUAUAGGAGUAAAGAUAUGAAGUCUGCAAUAGAGACCGCCUUGGUGAUGGAAGAUAUGGCUGUACUUGUUGAUAUAUUAGGAGUAAUUAAUAAUAAAUAUUCUUUGUGGACGCUGGAUCUCUGUGUUUCAGUAUUACCCAGAAUGCCAGACCUUCUUCAAAGUAAAUAUGAAACGUACAUGACAUCGGCGUGCGACACGCUGAAGUUGAUCCUCAAGCUCUUCGGUUCCGUGAUCCGGAACAACAUCCAAUGUCCCGUCGGCAGCUUCGGGGUCGACAUCCCCCGGGAAGAACGCUACCAGAAGUGCGUGAAAUGCUACGAAUUCCUCAACAAAAUCAGAUCGCUCAUCGUGAAAAAACAAUCGCUGCCCGGCGGCUUGGGAUCCUCCUUAAGGGAGAUCCACACGCUGAUGCAGAGCCAACUCGACUGACGUCCGCCCAAAAUGUC
This is a messenger RNA of Anoplophora glabripennis (Asian longhorned beetle), 2712 nucleotides long. Its product is annotated as katanin p80 WD40 repeat-containing subunit B1-like. Gene Ontology annotation, cellular component: katanin complex. The transcript is spliced from 9 exons. Gene Ontology annotation, molecular function: microtubule binding. NCBI's taxonomy places the organism in Eukaryota, Metazoa, Arthropoda, Insecta, Coleoptera, Cerambycidae. The record is from RefSeq and is a predicted model, not a curated record. Gene Ontology annotation, biological process: microtubule depolymerization; microtubule severing. The coding region runs from base 329 to 2695 and encodes 788 amino acids.